Otolemur garnettii (small-eared galago) is the source of this 413-nucleotide messenger RNA. RefSeq names its product non-histone chromosomal protein HMG-14. Gene Ontology annotation, biological process: chromatin organization. The annotation marks the transcript as partial. NCBI's taxonomy places the organism in Eukaryota, Metazoa, Chordata, Mammalia, Primates, Galagidae. Gene Ontology annotation, cellular component: chromatin; nucleus. Gene Ontology annotation, molecular function: nucleosomal DNA binding. The record is from RefSeq and is a predicted model, not a curated record. The transcript has a single exon.
AUCCAGUUCCAUCCGGUUCUCCCACGGCCCCCGCCGCGGGUCUCAGCAGCUCGGGCGGCGGGAGGAGCGGCAGCGGCCAGGCAGCGCAGGUUCGUGAAGGCUCUGGGCGCCCCGCGGCCCGCAGGCACCCGGCACGCGCCUAGCCCGCCGCCAAGAUGCCGAAGAGGAAGGUCAGCUCUGCCGAAGGUGCGGGGAAGGAAGAGCCCAAGAGGAGGUCGGCGCGGUUGUCAGCUAAACCUGCUCCUGCGAAAGUGGAAACGAAGCCAAAAAAGGCAGCAGCAAGGGAUAAAUCUUCAGACAAAAAAGUGCAACCGAAAGGGAAAAGAGGAGCAAAGGGAAAGCAGGCUGAAGUGGCCAACCAAGAAACUAAAGAAGAUUUACCAGCAGAAAACGGAGAAACUAAAACCGAGGAG